Molecule: messenger RNA, 1964 nt
Organism: Pantherophis guttatus
Lineage: Eukaryota; Metazoa; Chordata; Lepidosauria; Squamata; Colubridae
Gene: TPD52L1
Product: TPD52 like 1
Biological process (GO): positive regulation of apoptotic signaling pathway; positive regulation of MAP kinase activity
Cellular component (GO): cytoplasm
Source: RefSeq, a predicted model, not a curated record
AAAAGCGUCCGCACACACACACAAAAAGCGGAGGUCUUGUGGCAGAGCGGGCAAAAGGCCGACAGGUGGCGCUGCCUCAGAGCACGGGCAAGGGCAUCGAAGCCGGAGCCGCCGAUGAUCAGCAGAAGCAGCAAUCGCGGCGUCGAAGCGGCCGCGUUUUAGACGCGGAUCCCUCCGCUGGUCUUCUCUGCGGUGAAGCGCUGCCGGAGAAGUGCCGGCAGGACAAUGGAAACGCAGGCGCAAGAAAUAUUCUUCCCGCAUAAGUUUGUUCAUAAAUGCCGGUAGCUGUUCCUGACCCAAGAAGACAACGCUGUCACUUCUUUGCCAUGAACUACAGAGUUAUUGCAAAAAACUGGGUGACUGGUAGAUGGCAGCAAAGAGAUGGAGGUCUGUUAGAAAAACUAACAUUCCAUGAGACAGAUGAAGACACCAUCACUGAUGUUGAUUUGACCAAUGUGAUUUCUGAAGAAGAGCGAGAAGAAUUAAAAGUUGAAGUAAUCAAGCUGGAGGAUGAAAUUGCAACUUUACGCCAAGUUUUAGCAGCCAAAGAGAAGCACCUUGUGGAAAUAAAGCAAAAGCUGGGCCUCAAUCUGAUGAAUGAGUUGAAGCAGAACUUCAGCAAAAGCUGGCAUGAUGUGCAAACUACUACUGCGUAUAAGAAGACUCAAGAAACUCUAACUCAAGCAGGGCAAAAGGCCACAGCAGCUAUCAGCAACGUUGGAACAGUUAUCAGCAAGAAGUUUGGAGAUAUGAGGUCACAGUCCCUUGGCAGGUAUUCUAUCCGCCAUUCCAUGAGUAUGCCUGCUAUGAGGAAUUCUCCUACAUUCAAAUCCUUUGAAGAAAAGGUUGAAACCACUGUUACAAGCAUUAAGACAAAAGUUGGAGGUACACCUCAUCCUGGAGGAAGCUUUGAAGAAGUUCUUAGCUCAGCGGCCAAUGCCAGUGCUCGAAGCCCCAUUGCAGGCAGCCAACUUUCAGAAACCGAAAAGGAGCUCCAUUGCUAGGUGAAGGAUUCUUUGCCCUGCUGUUUGCAUAUGACCGAUGCAUAAAAUGUUUCUUUUCUCCCCAGGGCUGAGUAUGAAGUUGUAGGACUGCAUUGAGAAUAUACCUAGACAGACAGUACUAGGCAGAAAGAUCGGCUGGGAUGCAACCAAAUGGCAGCUAUUGCUGCAGAAAUAACUGCUAGCUGUCCUUCUAUGCUAGUUUUAUUCUAUUUAUGCUGAUCAGUGAUUUUACAUUGUAACUUCUAUACAAUUGUUUCAAUUUUUUAAAUGGUAUAUAUUAUCUUAAGAAAUUUGUCCAUGUUAUGUUUUUAUAGUGAAUUUCAGAAAAUAAGAUGAGAUUAUUAUUGUUCAAGCUAUUACCUAUUCUCCUGGUAUAAACAACAAAGCUGUUUUUGCCUGUUCUGUGUUUAUGUGCCUGUUUCUGACUGUUAAAAAAAAUCAGCCUCUUCAUUAUUAUAGGUGCCAUUGGGAUAAGGAUUGGAACCAAAAACAAUUACGCUGCAAAGUUUUCUGUCUAAAGAAGCAAUGAUACAUAUGCCUUUAGUACAAAGUACUGAGGAAAUAUUUUUUUAAAAAAACCACGAUAAUUUUAGAAUAGUCAAUCAGUAAAAAGUUUGGUGUAUAUAAACAGUUCCAAUUUCCUUGGAAACAUGUGGCAUGUAGAGCUUUAAUCUGAUAACAAUCUGAGCCAGAUUAUAUCCAUGCUUGCCUGCAAUUGUUUGAAUUGUAAUAACGUUUUUCACUUUUCAGUUGGGAGUAAAAUAAGUGUGCCUAUCCAAAAGACCCGAUCAUACUUAUGCUUUUUAAAAAAGAAUAUUUAAAAUUUCAAUUCUUAAUUUAGGGCUGGACCUUUAAACUAUGUUUAAAAAAUAAAUAAAUCCUGUAACAUAUGACUUCUGAACCUGGCAAAAAACUGAUAUCUAAAAGAUAUGGAGCUCAAUUAAAUUUAUGCAGCAUUAA